AUGGAGGUUGCUCCUUUGUCCAUGGCCCACACCCAUGCGCGGAACGCCGUUCUGGAAACUCGCAAGGCCAACCCAGUUGCAGCUAGCGAGGAGCAUGAUCUAGCCGCUGGUGAAUUUGCAACAGCUGCACAAAAUAGUUCUGACCAAGAGGCGCUACGGACAUUACGCCUCCUCGAGACUCACCAUAAGAAGCUCGCCGAAAUACUCAGGUUUCAACAUGAACAUCCAGCAGCUACUCUGAGCGAAACACCAUCUGUAAACCUAGAAACCCAGCAAGCGGCCGCUGGGCCUGGAAACACAAAGAACACGGCUUCAGGUCAGGAUGCUCAUAAUCUACCACCGAGAUUGGCAAGUAAUGCUCGAUUGCCCAGUCGAGAUACCUCCUCGAUUGCCAGUAAUCUUGCAUCUGCGCGAGGAAUACCAGCCCACACCCGCCGUGGAUCGCCAGUGUCACCAACAAUCUCCUCCCACCAUGCUGCGGCCAAGAUGACGGAGAACCCGACAAAGGCCAAAACUGGUGAAAGCAGAUUGCGCGACGUGCCGAACAAAACCCGUCAGAGCCGCAUUUCUACACCCAGGCAACCAUGGUCUCCUCCCACAUCCAGCUCCACCGAAGUCACCACCCAGCAAGUUGCACCUAGUGCAGCUGAGUCUGGAGUGUCCAAAGACAACGCAACUUCAGAUGAUACAUUCAACCGCUUCUAUUCAGCCUUUGGUGGACUUGUCUCCAGAGUUUCUGGACCAUUGGCAUUCGCAGGAAUUCAAGUGGGGAUAGUAGAUCCCGCGCGACCUGAACAGAACCGCAAGUCUUCAGCAGAGGUGAAGCUGGACCGCGAUCACGCUACUCUAGAUCGAUCCAUUACUGCAGGCGAGCCCGACGUGAACAAACUAUUUUCUCGCGCAGCAUUGCGGUCAGUUCAGAAUGGCUCUGGAGCAAGUCCCGGGAACCCGGCAGAGUCAUUCUACGUAGUCCCAACCACCGGCGGUACCAUGUCAUAUGCUGGAAUCCUCACUCGGGCCGAAAAGCAGGCACGCAGAAAUAGUCUCGAGGAGGGAGAAGACGACUUCGUGGAUGCACGGGAAACGCCCGCGUCUCCUGAAAUGCGCCAUAGCGCGACUGGCUCACGUAUAUGGCCUGGUCGCCGCGGUACCUCCGAUAAGCUUACUACAGUGCAGAAUUCGAAGACAAUUGAAGAAAUGCAAAUGGAGAACGAAGCCCUGAGAAAUUUAACAGACAACCUUUCGACGAGACUGCAUAUGUGGGAGGUAAAUGCUCAAUCUUCCUCUAUGGCCCUGCAACAGUCAAUCAGAAUGAUGCACCACCAGAACUCUGGAUCUCCAGCUCCCGAAUAUCUGCAGGGUGUAUCGGCUAACACGUCUCCUGUGGCUACGAUGACUGCGCCUCCAGCUGUGACUGAUGAUGCGCGAAUCAAGGAAUUGGAGGAUCAGAUCCGCCGCAGUCAGCAGAAACUGGAGAGCGCUUCUCACGAGAACGAAAAGCUCAAGAAUAUUCUUGGCCGAUACCGUGACCGCUGGGAGAAAUUGAAGGAGGGGGCCAAGACCCGGAGAGCAGAAGGUCGUGACAGCCAGAGUAAUCAACCCAGUGCCACCAGUGCCACGCAGUCCGAAGCUCCAGGGUCUCCGCUUCCAGGUCGAAGUCCCGCUCUAGGCCAGCCGGCUUCUCAAUCUGCGGGUGACAAUCCAACAUAG
Molecule: messenger RNA, 1710 nt
Organism: Penicillium soppii
Lineage: Eukaryota; Fungi; Ascomycota; Eurotiomycetes; Eurotiales; Aspergillaceae
Exons: 3
Coding region: 1-1710 (569 amino acids)
Source: RefSeq, a predicted model, not a curated record